AUGCUCCUGCUGGUUCUCACCGUGGCCGUCCCGCUGCUGCUCCUCCGCCCCCCCGACACCUCCGCGCACUACUACGAGAUGAUGGGCACGUGCCGCAUGGUGUGCGAGCCGCACGGACCCAAGCCGGCGGGGGGCACCGCCAUGGAGGUGAGCCAGAGCCAGAACGGGCUCGCGCCGCCGCCCGCCAGGGCGCAGGGGACCCGCGGGGAGCAGGGGCGCCCCGGGAAGCCCGGACCCAGGGGCCCGCCGGGAGAACCGGGCCCCCCGGGUCCGAGGGGGCCCCCGGGAGAGCGCGCGGACAGCAAGGCGGCUUUCCCGCCUCUGACCGGCGCGCCGGCGGGAGACGUCGACUCGGACGGAAGCAACGCCACGAGCAGCGUGAUCCGGAUCGCGUUCUACGUGGGUCUGAAGAACCCGCACGAGGGCUACGAGGUGCUCAGGUUCGACGACGUCAUCACGAACCUGGGGAACCACUACGACCCGAACUCCGGAAAGUUCACGUGCCAUGUGUCCGGGAUCUACUUCUUCACCUACCACGUGCUGAUGCGCGGGGGGGACGGGACCAGCAUGUGGGCCGACCUGUGCAAGAACGGACAGGUUCGGGCCAGUGCCAUAGCUCAGGAUGCGGACCAGAACUACGACUACGCCAGCAACAGCGCCGUGCUGCACUUGGACUCUGGAGACGAGGUCUAUGUCAAGCUGGACGGAGGCAAAGCCCACGGAGGCAAUAACAACAAGUACAGCACCUUCUCCGGUUUUAUCUUGUACCCCGACUAA
Molecule: messenger RNA, 777 nt
Organism: Nematolebias whitei (Rio pearlfish)
Lineage: Eukaryota; Metazoa; Chordata; Actinopteri; Cyprinodontiformes; Rivulidae
Product: complement C1q-like protein 2
Exons: 2
Coding region: 1-777 (258 amino acids)
Molecular function (GO): protein binding
Source: RefSeq, a predicted model, not a curated record